AUGAAACUUUUCGCUCUCUCGGCGGCUGUUACAGCCUUACUUGCUGUCUCAGAUGCAGCAUUGAACAGAAUUCCCAUUAAGAAGACGAUGGAGACACCUGCUCAAAAGUUGGAGCGUUAUUCUCACACUGGCGAAUACCUUACCCAAAAGUACUUUGGUGCCCAACGCAGCCAACAAUCCACCGCCUUGCAAACCUUCCAAGUGGAUGAAAACGGCAAUGUCGAACAUGGUGUUCCUAUCAGCAACUAUAUGAAUGCACAGUACUAUGGCGAGAUUGCUCUUGGUACGCCUGCUCAAACAUUCACCGUGGUGUUCGAUACUGGUUCUUCCAAUCUUUGGGUGCCUUCCACACGCUGCACAUCCAUUGCCUGUUUCUUGCAUCGUCGUUAUGACGCUGGCCAAUCCAAGACAUUCAAGGAAAACGGCACUGAAUUUGCUAUCCAAUAUGGCACAGGUUCGCUUGAAGGCAUCAUCAGCGAGGAUACGCUUGAAGUAGGUGGUAUCUCUGUCGAAGGUCAAGGAUUUGCCGAAUCCGUCAAAGAACCCGGUUUUACUUUUGCACUUGCACGUUUCGAUGGCAUCUUUGGUCUUGGCUAUGAUCGCAUCUCUGUUAAGGGUGUCGUUCCUCCCUUUUACAGAAUGGUCGAACGUGACUUGAUUGAUGAACCUCUCUUUUCCUUCUGGUUGAACGGUGAUCCUGACAAUGAAGCCAAUGGUGGAGAGCUUGUCUUUGGUGCCGUUGACCCUGAUCAUUUUGAAGGUGAUAUUACUUGGGCCCCCAUCAAGCGUAAGGGCUACUGGGAGAUUGAGCUUGAAGAUAUCAAGUUUGGUGGCGAAUCAGUGGACUUGGAUCCCAUGGGUGCUGCUAUCGAUACUGGUUCCUCGUUGCUUGUUGCUCCUACUACAAUUGCCGACUUGAUCAAUCAAGAACUUGGUGCUGAAAAGAACUGGGCUGGCCAAUACACCGUUGACUGUGCCAAGAUCCCUGAUCUUCCCGAAUUUUGCUUUGUCUUUAAUGGCAAAGAUUUCUGCCUCGAAGGCAAGGACUACGUCCUCAAGGUUCAAGAUCAAUGCAUUUCUGGUUUCAUGGGCAUGGACAUCCCUGAGCCUGCUGGUCCCCUUUGGAUUGUGGGUGAUGUCUUCUUGCGUAAAUUCUAUAGCGUUUAUGACCUUGGCAAUGACCGCGUCGGUUUGGCAAAGUCUCGUGCAUGA
Molecule: messenger RNA, 1212 nt
Organism: Lichtheimia ornata
Lineage: Eukaryota; Fungi; Mucoromycota; Mucoromycetes; Mucorales; Lichtheimiaceae
Exons: 5
Coding region: 1-1212 (403 amino acids)
Biological process (GO): proteolysis
Molecular function (GO): aspartic-type endopeptidase activity
Source: RefSeq, a predicted model, not a curated record